AUGUCCAGCAGAAUUCAAAGUCAAGUACGAUUCAAGAAGAAGCUAUCAACACAGAAGGGACAGCCAAUGGGAUUGGCUCGCAGAAUAUUUGGUCUUGCGCUGCGUGCAGGAGAAGAAAGUACAUCGUCCCGAAAGCCCCGUAAACGUCAUGCAGACGACAUUCUCGAGCGCCUGACACGGCUAGAAGAUGUUAUAGCUUCCGUGAAAUUUCCGAAGCAGGGUGGUAUCAAAGGAGGUGAUUUGCCGUCGUUUCUAAAAGAGAAUGACGAAUCUGAAUUAUUUCGCCGGUGGCGAAAGGUGUCAUACGGCUGCAGUUCGAGUUCAACCCCCUUGAGAGGGGAUAAACAUCAUGGGCAAGUGCUAUCAGGCGAUGAGUGCGUGAACCCAUGGCCAGAGUAUGGGGUCGGCAAAUUGGUGCCCAGUGAAGGGGGAAGUCGUUACAUCAACAACAAUUUCUGGAUAAGUAUAGACCAAGAGGUUGAGGAUCUCAAGAGCAGCUUGGUGGAGCUUUCUGACACCGAAGACGAUCCGGCUUUCCCCUCAGCACUGCAAGACCCAACGCUUGGUCAGAGUUUUGUAUUUGGCCAUCCUUCUAGCAACGCCGAAAUGGCGACACUGCAUCCCCCUUAUCAGUUAAUACCAUCCAUGUGGAGCCUGUUCAAAACGAACGUCGAUCCACUUGUGAAAGUACUUCAUAUCCCCACGAUGGAGCCAAAAAUAUCAGAAGCGCAGGACCACUUGGGUAGCCUAUCGAGAGGAACUGAAGUUUUGAUGUUCGCUAUUUAUUACAGUACGAAGUUCCCCGUCGCGUAA
Molecule: messenger RNA, 813 nt
Organism: Penicillium hordei
Lineage: Eukaryota; Fungi; Ascomycota; Eurotiomycetes; Eurotiales; Aspergillaceae
Product: fungal specific transcription factor domain-containing protein
Exons: 3
Coding region: 1-813 (270 amino acids)
Source: RefSeq, a predicted model, not a curated record